This is a messenger RNA of Magallana angulata, 1662 nucleotides long. RefSeq names its product fibrinogen-like protein A. The record is from RefSeq and is a predicted model, not a curated record. The transcript is spliced from 7 exons. The coding region runs from base 89 to 1330 and encodes 413 amino acids. Lineage: Eukaryota; Metazoa; Mollusca; Bivalvia; Ostreida; Ostreidae.
AAUCAAUUGUCUGUGAAAAAAAUUCUCCGUGUGCAGCAAUCGAUCACUUUUCAGUAUAACUACCGAGUGACUGCGCACACUUGACAUAAUGCUGUCAUCUGAAUCGGUCAAGAUUUUGGUACUGUCGUUUCUAAACAUAAACUUUCUGAGUAGUGUUGCGGGUUUAUAUACACCUGAAACAAAUCUAGGCAAGUGUUUUGAGGGCACCUCCGAUGGAUACAUAUUAUUAUUCGAUCGCUCUUUCGUAGAUUGUGUCCGUGAGUGUAAGAGGAGACCCCGAUGUCAGGCACUUCGGUACGACCGCCGAACCCUGAUCUGUAUGCUGUACCCUACAGACAAAAUCCCCAAGAGAGACGUCGGCGGGUGUCAUCAGGCUUCCAGAGGGGAAGUUAUAAACCGAUAUGCACUAGAAGGCAAAUGUGAAGAACACUACACAGAAUGUAACAUAAAUCAGACUUGUUCCUUAAAUCCCACAACAAUGGAACCGUUUUGUGAAAUAUUAGAUUGUGCGGGAAGGCCAUCGAGAUCGUUGCCCCACACUGAAAUGCUGCAUUACGUGGACAGUCAAGUCGGGGCUCAAGCUAAAAUCCAAUGCUACACUGAGUCUCUGGGUGGUUCGAGUCCAUGGAGUCGGGCCGUAUGUACAGAUCAGGGGGACUGGUAUACUAAUAUUCAGUGCAAAGUGCCACAAGACUGCACGGAGCUGUAUGACAAGUACAAUGUCAGAGAGAGUGGACCUCACUACAUAUCUCCGGACAACAGAACUGUUGUCCGUGCUUUUUGUAAUAUGACAACUGAAGGUGGAUGGACGAUUAUUCAGAAAAGACAGAGUAACAGUAACUUCACUCGAAAUUGGAACGAAUAUAAGGCUGGUUUUGGGGAGGUAACAGGCAACUAUUGGAUUGGAAACGAUGCACUACAUUAUUUGACAAAAAGAGAUAACAUCUUAAGAAUCCAACUAAAGCCCUUUGGUGGCACUACUAAACAGGCAAAGUACAGAAAUUUCCGGGUGUCUGAUGAGUCAGAGAAUUUUAGAAUGACAUAUGACAAUUACGAAGGAAGCUCUGCGGUUGAUGCACUGGGGGGAACUUUAGUUCAGUUUCAAGCCAAGAAUAUGCCAUUCUCAACAAUUGAUAGGGACAAUGAUGAAUAUCCUGGGAGCUGUGCUGAUAAGAUGAGAGGUGGGUGGUGGUACAACUCGUGUUCAACGUCCAAUCUAAAUGGAAUUUAUUGUGAGAACGGCCCAAAUUGCAUGACUUGGAAGAUGAAUGAUGUAUCUUUGUAUGGACAUAAGGAAACCCUUGUCAUGAUACGAAGAACAACAAAUUAAACCACGAAGACAAAUACAUUAUAGAUCUAAUGGAAUACCAAAAAAAUAUCUUAUACGGUAUACAGAAUAUCGUUCUCUCCUCUUGGAAAAACCUACCUGCGUGAAUACCUAGCUAAAUGGAACCAAUCUCCAUUUGACAGGCUUGAGUCUAUGUAAAUUAUGUGACAGAGCAAUCUCUGGAUAAAUUUGCAUGGACAAAUAGCACGAAAUAAUCAGUGUUUUUACAGAUAGAUUUCAACUACUAGUUUACAACUGCAUUCUCAUGACUUUGUGAUAUUUAGCAUGCAUAUUGUAUAUAAGAGUGUUUUUAUUAUAAAUAAAUAAUAUUUACA